Pogonomyrmex barbatus (red harvester ant) is the source of this 2710-nucleotide messenger RNA. RefSeq lists its product as uncharacterized. Lineage: Eukaryota; Metazoa; Arthropoda; Insecta; Hymenoptera; Formicidae. The record is from RefSeq and is a predicted model, not a curated record.
UUUGUAAAUCUGUUACCGACCGCGAUUUCAUUUUCGUUAAAGUCCGUUCAAUUUCGUCGCUCUUCAUUUUAUUCUCUUGUCCUGGAUUAUAAUUAUUAAAUUUGGUUGUGCAAAUCGUAAUUAACUCGAAAGUGGGACAUUCAACGAUGAGUUAACGCUGGCUAUAUCAGGGUCAGUAGUCGAACCCUGGUUUGCGCCGCCCUUGCCGCGGAUUGCGUGCCGGCACGUGCGCGGUGCGCCAGAGCGCGCGUGCUACUCUCCUGUCAGAUUCGCUCGUCCGUCGCGCCGCAGGCCGCAGGACGAGUUUCCUCUGGCCGCGGAAAAACCGCGGAGUCAACGCCACGUCGGGGUGCACCUGAGCGGCCGGAAACGUCAGUGACAUUUAAUGUCAGCACUCUCGGGACUCGUUCUCGGCGCGCUGUGAACGAACAUUUCGGACCAUUUCGUUUGUCUCUCUCUGUAGGAGGCAUACGAUGCGCGCAUAAUGCGCGUGUGAAGAAAAAUACGAGAGCGGAGUGCCGCCGUGGCGAGGGAAUCGUGCGAUAAGCGCGAGAGGCACGUGUUGUUUGCAUGCGCGUAACAUACGUUAUCGCGGUGCCGUUAUCGCGGGACGAGUGAGCGUCGGGAGCAGCAGGAAGUGUCGCCGUCACGGAGCGGGCGAUUCGGCGACUCGCGACUCGCGACUCGCGACUCGCGACGUCGCGGACCCUCACGCGACGCACGCUCGCUCAUUCGCUCGCGAGAACGUGACUCAGGCGAAUCGAUGACGCGCCGCGAGUCGGAGUCGCGAGCGUCCAGCAGCUAGCACGCGGAUGGUAUCGUCUGCCCGGAGCAACGACGGCGUCUCACCGGGAGGAUCAUCAUCGAUUCAGCCUCGGCAGCGGGGACGAGUUCUUGGACGAGUACCGCGCGAGCCGAAAUCACUUUGGAUCACUUUCUUCUUGCAACAGGACAAGAAUCGACGAAGCCCUACUGAUGACGAAUCCCUAGCUGGAUUAUUAUAUGAUCUUGGUGACCUGGGCAUGGUUUUAGUUGUGACGGCGGGGCGAUGACGCUCAAUCACCGUCCGCCGUCAUCAGUAGGAGUCCCUCAGGACUCACCAAACUUCCCGUUUCCGGACCUGGUCUCAAUUUUGACCCGAAUCUCCGACGAUUGCUGCUAUCCAACGAAAAGCAUCGUGAAAGCACGUGUUACAUUUGGAGGGAGAUAUGAGAGACCACUCUCAUCAUUACCGAGAUCACGGACACGCCAUGCCACUCGAGGAGGUUCAAGGACUGUUACUUCCUCCCUCAAGAACAGGUAACCGGGGACCUCUGAAUGUGACAAUCGUACAGGUUGGCAGAGGAAAUGGAGGCGGUGACGAGGGCGGAAGUGAUUUACUGAGGUUAGAACCACCAUCGGAUUUCAGACCGGCUCCUUCGCUCUUAUCUAACGCCAGUGUUACCUUGCAGUCUGACAACAACGAUACUUUGGUUGGAGGUGUCGAUCCAAGGCUAUUGCUAGGAACUGGUGGUGAUCGUAAUACCUGGGAAGGCCGUUACCACGAGAAAGAACAUCGACGUGCUGGGAAAGCCACUUUCCAAGGUCAAGUUUAUAACUUCCUGGAGCGUCCUACCGGUUGGAAGUGCUUCCUAUAUCACUUCUCUGUGUAAGUAUUCACGAUGUCUCGUAUACGUAUGUGAUUUAGUAUAGCUUUUUGAUGGAGCACUGACAGCAUGUUGCAUUGAUAUCCUUUGACGUCAUAACAUUUGUGAAAUUAUACGAAAGUAAACUCAGCGAGAGAAUGAAAUUCACGUAGGUGCAUUCUUCUCGGAAAGGUAUGUUUUAUUUUUUUGUUUUGCAAUGACUAUCGUAUUUAUUUAAUGCCUUGUAUCGUAUAAUGAAUAAAAUGAAGGAAGAGUUUAAAACAUAUCGUGAACCUGUUCAUUCAUCUAUUCGUUCACAUUAUCAAUCGUUCUCCACGCUCGAUAUGUCAAAGAAGGAUUUAAUAUACUUGGCGGUACUGUAGGCAUCAAUCUUUAUUGUCACUUAAUAAAUAUUAUUAUAUACAUAUAAUAUAACGCUUCAAGAAAGAUGGAUGAUAAUUCCAAAAUUUCUCUUCCCUUCAAGGAGAUCUGAUAUAUAAAUAAGGAGGUGUUGUAUAUACUGUAGAUGACCUUUAAAAAUAAAUCGAAUCUAAAAUAGAGCGAAUCUAAAAUAGAGCGAAUACUUAAUUUAGUUAUUAUCAUAACUAAAAAAAUUUAUUUCCACUUUUGCAAUAAUGCUUUUGUUGCAUAACUUAAACUCACGAGGCGAAGAAGAAGUGAAAAAGUUAUAACAUCGUAAUUUGAAAUUGACUACAAUAAUAAAUCUAUACGUUUCCGCGUAUUAUAUUCCCGGAUCAUGGUUUAUAGUUGAUGUUAUAGCAAGAAAAGCGCGAUUGUUUAUUAGAAAUUUAUAUGACGGACGAAAUAUUUCCGUCUUUAUGCUUCCCCGGAGUAUUCUCUAGGAUAUGUCGAUAAGUAAUAAAGUUUUAUCGCCAUGUGGACGCAAUUGCCUAUCGGAAUUUAUUGUAAAAAGUUGAAAAAGAAGUAUUAAUAGUACAGAUUAGAUUUGAAUAUAGAUAAAUAAUAUAAUAUAUACGCAAGUAUUUUUUAAAUUGUAUUGUAAGGCUGUUUCAGAAUUCCCACGAUGCAAUAAAAUAUUGCAAUAACAAAAAAUAUAACAAGUC